GAAAGCAUUGUCGACCAUUCGAUAAACUAUUGAUGGUCGUGUUACCCGAGAACACGACUUGUUAGGACCAUCGAUAAUUUCGUCGCUAUCCACGAUGAAAGUACUUCUUUGUCUACUUGUUGGUGCAAUAUGCAUCACGGGUGGUUAUCUCUGCGAGGUAAAGACGAGCGUAGGGACUCUGAGCGGUGUACAACAGGUAUCCAGUGAUGGUCAAGUCUACUGGGCCUUCAAUGGUAUACCUUACGCACAACCACCGGUUGGCAUUCUAAGAUUCAAAAGUCCAGUUGCCAAAGUACCAUGGCUAGGUACUCUCAAGGCGGAUAAAGAUCGUAGCGAGUGCAUACAGUACAAGAACGGUGUAAUGGGUUCGGAGGAUUGCCUUUACCUCAACGUUUUCACCCCACAGGUGAAACGUGAUGCUAGGCUGCCCGUCAUGGUCUACAUACACGGUGACACCUACUCGCUCGGUAAUGCCAGCAAAACAACAACUGGGGCUGGAUUCUUGCUCGACAAGCAAAUCGUGCUAGUCACAUUCAAUUAUCGGUUGGGAAUCUUCGGGUUCCUCAGCACCGGAGACCUAGAGGCACCUGGCAAUUACGGGUUAAAGGACCAAGUAAUGGCCCUGAAGUGGGUAAAACAGAACAUUCGUGAAUUUGGCGGAAAUCCAGAAGAUGUUACAAUAUUUGGCGAAAGCUCUGGGGGAGAAUGCGCUCACUUGCACACUUUUUCGCAAGGCUCCAGCAAAUUAUUCAAACGAGCCAUAGCUCAAAGUGGCGUCGCUCUUUGUCCGCGCUCGUUCACCGUCGAUCCAUCCUACUAUGAGAUGCCGAAAAAAGUAGCAGCAAAAUUCAAUUGUCAGACUACCAACUCUCUGCUGAUGAUCAAUUGUCUACGUACUAUAGACGCUGAAAAGUUGGUAGACACGAAUUCCGUGUGGGACGAAUUGUCUAUUCUAACGCAGAAUUUAUGGAGGCCGACGAAGGAACCAGUGGGCCUCGACGCUUUCUUGACUGACUCCCCAUGGAACUUGAUUAGGAAGAAUAAAAUUAACGACUGUCCACUUGUGAUUGGAAAUGUGAAGGACGAGGGGACAUUCUUUACUCGGUGGGUUCAACAGGAUAACAAAUUGUACGAUAAAAUUGUCAAUGAUCCAGUGAAAUUUAUAAUACAUUUGUUGCGUUCUUAUGAGCCAUUGCGAGAGGAAUAUUACAAUACGACUGACAAUACUUACAAUAUAACUGACAUAGCUGUGAAGAUAAAAGAGAAAUACAUGGGUGUCACAUUAUCCAAAGACAAAGAUACUAUCAUCUACCAGCUCACGCAACUCACGUCAGACUAUUUCUACACUUAUCCGACACUACAGCUGCUGGAGAAACUGAAAUCGAUUAAAAAAGAAUUGCUCUUCACUUACAUCUUCGAUUACCACGGAAAAAUCACAAAAUCGCUUAGAUAUAGCGGUGAAUUAGCAAAGACUGGAGUCGCUCACGAAGACGAUCUGUUUUACCUGUUCCCGGAGACCUCGAAGGAAAUUGGACCACAGUACAAUAUUGAGCGCAGCGAGAAUGAUUACAAAAUGGUUGACAUAAUGAUCGACCUGUGGACCAGCUUUGCUAACAGCAGUACACCCGUCUCGUCUCACCUGGACGAUCCGAAAAUUUGGAAGCCGUACAAGCAAGGUGGACACCUCAAGAUUGGAAAUAUUUCUGAAGUAAAAGUAUCGCUCCAGAAGGGCUUCCGUCGCGACAAGAUGCAGUUUUGGUCUGAACACGUGCCAAGAUAUCCCUUAACAUCGUGUCACGGAGAUGACUAAAAUCUCGAGGAUGCAUAGCAAUCAAGGACAAUUGCUGUUUUAUCUAUUACCACUGGCAACUGAAUGAGAUGAAAGAUAUACAUAUUUUUACUACAA
This is a messenger RNA of Hylaeus anthracinus, 1906 nucleotides long. RefSeq names its product carboxylic ester hydrolase-like. Bases 95 to 1810 code for a protein of 571 amino acids. Lineage: Eukaryota; Metazoa; Arthropoda; Insecta; Hymenoptera; Colletidae. The record is from RefSeq and is a predicted model, not a curated record. The transcript has 7 exons.